UACGCCCGACGACCGGCAGUCUCGGUCAAACUUCUGUGAGGUGUGUAUGUUGUGGAUUUUCUAAAUUCGUCAAUGUCUGUGGUGAAUUUAAAUCAUAAAAAUUCCAAUGAAACAUUUACGAAAGUUGUAUCAAUCAGUUCAAAAACAUUCAAUCAUUCGAAAACAAAAAAAAUUAGUCAUCAAGCUUUCAACUUUUCGACGGCUCUUCGAAAGAAAUAUCGAUCAAAUAAAAUUUCAAUAAACAUUCGAAAGAUCAAUUGAUCAUACAAGUAAUUAAUAAAAAAAAAUUCAUUGUAUAAUUAAAAUUUAUUAGUGAAAAAUGUCACGCGGGAUAUUGAAGAACCGACACAUAAAAGACGAAAAAGAGAACAAACGUUUUAUUGGGCAGAUGAAUAGGAUAAUAAUCCUGUAAAAUCACCAAGCGAAAGUGGGAGGAAAUAAAUUAGAAUAUUAUAGUGGGAGUGAAUUUCUGAACAGUUAAGCUUUAAAGUGCAACAGUCUUUGGGACAUAGUUAUUUAAAAUACAUAUUAAAUUAAAUAACAUAUCGACGCAAAAUUCGUGUGAAUUGACUGAAAUUAAGAUAAUGAAAAUAAGGAAAAUUGAAUAAAUUUUCACGAGUUAGAUUUAUCGAAAAUAUUUAUCAAAGAAUUAUCAGAAUAUAAAUAAAUUUUGACAAGAUAUGCUCUAUUUGAAGAUAAAGAUAGAAUUAGUCAAUAUUCAAAGAAAAAAAGUUAUUUUUUCACACUUUUCAAUAAUUUAAAAUGGAAGCUAGAAACAAUAAUGAAAAUUCUCUCUGGGUGUUCGGAUAUGGAUCUUUGUGCUGGCAUCCAGGUUUCAAAUAUAAAAAAAGCGCGGUAGGACACAUCAAAGGAUUCAUUAGAAGAUUUUGGCAAGGAAAUACAACACAUCGGGGAACAAUAGAAAAGCCUGGACGUGUGGCUACAUUGGUUGAGGAAAAAGAGGGUGUUGUUUACGGUCGAGCAUUCCAAGUUCAAGACAGUACAGCGUUGCCUUAUUUGGAAAAUCGCGAAUGUACUUUAGGAGGAUAUAUGACAACAAUUACAACAUUUUAUAGUCGCGAAGGAAACAGAAACUUUCCAGUCAUUAUUUAUAUUGCUACCAAUAAGAACGAACACUGGCUUGGUGAUGCGCCGCUUCAAAAUAUAGCAAAACAAAUCUUCGAGUGUUCAGGUCCAAAUGGGCACAAUGUCGAAUAUCUUUUACGAUUAGCAGAGUUUAUGCACCGUUAUCUGCCAGAAGCUCAUGACGAACAUUUGUUCACUUUGGAAAUAUUAGUACGUUCGAAAAUAAAAGAAAUGAAUAUAUGUCUGAAUACGUUAAUGGGUGACCGAAAUUUCAAUAUUGAUAUCGAGGACAUCGAUGUGAAGGAUGACGACAAUGACUUAGUCACCAAUAACGCUACUGGCAAUCUCAGGAAAAAUUCCUUCCAAUUUACUCUUCAAGUACCUGAUAAAACUAUGCGUUGUCUCAAAAUGUAGUUUAUAUUUGUUAAUGCUUCAAAUUUUGCAUUUUUUUGCAAAAUUUAAAGAGGCAAA
Apis florea (little honeybee) is the source of this 1557-nucleotide messenger RNA. Its product is annotated as putative glutathione-specific gamma-glutamylcyclotransferase 2. The record is from RefSeq and is a predicted model, not a curated record. Gene Ontology annotation, molecular function: glutathione specific gamma-glutamylcyclotransferase activity. Gene Ontology annotation, cellular component: cytoplasm. Gene Ontology annotation, biological process: glutathione catabolic process. Lineage: Eukaryota; Metazoa; Arthropoda; Insecta; Hymenoptera; Apidae.